Messenger RNA from Cajanus cajan (pigeon pea), 909 nucleotides. It is a transcript of the gene THX, whose product is annotated as thioredoxin X. Gene Ontology annotation, molecular function: protein-disulfide reductase activity. Gene Ontology annotation, cellular component: cytoplasm. NCBI's taxonomy places the organism in Eukaryota, Viridiplantae, Streptophyta, Magnoliopsida, Fabales, Fabaceae. The record is from RefSeq and is a predicted model, not a curated record.
GUAGUGUUGUGUCUAGUUGUGCAGAAUUGGCCUCCUGAUUAUUUUUAGUGAUACAACUACAACUACUAUAAAAAACAAAAAUCCCUAGAAAUUAUUCGAAUGUAUUCCGAUGUUUGUGGUCAGAAAUGAGCCAAGAAAAUAUUUGGGAAAGUCCAAACCAGAGAGAGAGAAGAUUAUUAUCGUAACUCUUUAUCGUUUCAUCGAGAAGACAUGGAUGCGGUGAUCUCCGGUUCAGCAUCGGUGACACUGUCACUCGCUCUCCCUCCGGUUCGUACAGUGUCUGCAUCUACCUCGUCCUCUCACUUUUUGUCGCUCAGCCAGAGACUCUCCUCUCUCAGAACAAGGCACGGUUUUGGGAAGCAUUUGUGUGCGGUUCCUCAACGCACGGUGACAUGCGGUGCGAGCGUGAGGGAGAUCAAGGAGACUGAAUUCAAAGAGACGGUGUUGAAGGCUAACUGUCCGGUUCUGGUUGAGUUCGUGGCUACUUGGUGCGGUCCUUGCCGUCUCAUCGCUCCCGCUAUGGAAUCCCUCUCUAAGGAAUAUGAAGACAGAUUAACUGUUGUGAAGAUUGAUCAUGAUGCCAACCCAGGACUAAUUGAAGAGUAUAAAGUUUAUGGACUACCCACGUUAAUACUCUUCAAGAACGGGCAAGAAGUUCCAGAAAGCAGAAGGGAAGGUGCAAUUACAAAAGUGAAACUUAAAGAGUACCUGGAUGCUUUAUUGGAAUCAAUAUCAGUUUCAUAGUCAUGUUCAUAUAUGUUUCAAAAUUCUGACAUGUUCCGAGAGACCUGUAAUAUAGGAGCAUUGUUUGUUCCCAUAUCUUGUAUGAAACAGUUUAACAGGCUUUUACAGUUGUAUAAUCUGUAUCAUUUCUGAAGAUGCAAAUACAUUUCCUUAUCAUUUGGUUCA